Messenger RNA from Argiope bruennichi, 2940 nucleotides. RefSeq lists its product as uncharacterized. Gene Ontology annotation, molecular function: taste receptor activity. Gene Ontology annotation, cellular component: membrane. Bases 1452 to 2852 code for a protein of 466 amino acids. The transcript has a single exon. The record is from RefSeq and is a predicted model, not a curated record. NCBI's taxonomy places the organism in Eukaryota, Metazoa, Arthropoda, Arachnida, Araneae, Araneidae. Gene Ontology annotation, biological process: sensory perception of chemical stimulus; detection of chemical stimulus involved in sensory perception of taste.
GAAAUUUCCUGACAAAAGAAUUCCUUGAUUAUGACAUUUGUUUGUCUUGCUUUUAGAGCAGACAUAAAAUUUAAAAUUUCGAACAGUCUGCUGAAAAAUGGUAAUUUCCAUUAGUAUUCUUCGCCUAAUUCAUUCAUUUGGAUUGGUCUUGAAAAUGCUUUAAUUUUGAAAUAUUUUCGACACCACUUCCAUGGAGAAGUUUUUGGGGAUUCAAGAAAAUGAAUUCCGCACAUUGAAGAAUUUAACUAAAUCAGUACAAAAAUUGAUACAAAUCAUUUUAUUGUAUUCUCUCUAAUGGCAAAUAUAAUGAAGUAAAUUGCUUCAUUGUCUUAUAGAUUCCAGUUUAUCUGGAGACCAUUAGUUAUUCAACAAGAAAGGUAUCCCAAACCGUUUCUGAGAAUUGUGAUACUUAAGAUACUUUUAUUGAGUCGAAGGAGUUACUACUGUUAUAUUUGAAAAUAAGAAUAUUCUUUCAUUGGGAUUUCCGGUUUGAUUUCAAUAUAAUUUAAUGUAUUGUUCGCGUUAAAGAUCUUUACUAACAUCUGUGCCAUUUAAAAGGAGCGUGAAAUCGAAAAUACAUUAGAAAAGUGGUUUUCGCUAAAAGCAUAUAUUUUUUUAUAGGAAAGCAUCAUUAGUUCGUUAAUGAAACUCCAUGUUUGCAUGUAAGUAGGCGAAUUGCGAGGUACCCAAUCAGAAAUGAUUCGGUUUCUUGAUUUCAUUAACUCUACUCUUUUCACGCGAAUCAGCAAUUUCCAUUGCACUCUCGAAACACGAUUUCAUGAAAGGAGAAAUCUUGUAUAUGUUUCAUUUCCCAAUAAUAAAUUCAUUAAUUCGCAUCAAAACACGAUAAUAGCUCUUUUUAUAUAUAUUCAGUCAUGAAGUGAAAUGAAGGAAACGAAAAAAAAUGCGUCAUUAUUCCCCCCCCAAAAAAAUACGAAAUAAAGCAACAAUCCCCUUGAAUUUUUGACAUCAUUUCCCUUCGAAACAAAAAAAAAUGUUCAUUAAAAAUCUUUCACUAAGCCUCGUAUCAGAGCAAAACAAGAUACGAACAAAUCGAUAUUUACCAGCAUAUUAUUUAUUUGAUUUAUUGUCAGUUCUGAAGGGAAAAACAAAUCUAAAUUAUUACUUCCAAGUGUCUUACGGCACCACAUUUUGAAAACAAACUUUACAUCAUCUCCAAAUGUCAGACCUGGACUGCAAGCAGUGGAGAAAGGGGUGAAACACGAGCGCGUGUAAAGACUUCCCCACGCAUCGUUUGACGAGACUAAAACAGUACUUUGGACGAGAAAAGUAAUGCUUUUAAGAGGCACUUCUAUUGUCAUCUUUGUGUCAAUAGUUACUCAGCGGAAGAUUCGAAAUCUAGCGAUCAGCAUAAAUGGCUUUUCAGCGAAAGAGAGGUGGGGACGACAGAGGGGAGGGUAAAGGUCUAACGUCCACUCUGACGUGGACAAAUGACCAAAACAGUCAUGCACCAUUUACUGGGCAUCGAACACCGCUUUAGGGGUCCUCCGUCUCGAUGUCGAUUGUGUGGACGUGCCAUGCACCGGGUUUCUCCACAAAUAGACGGAAUGAAGCACAGAGGGUCGACCCGGCAAGAACGUGGUAAACAGUAUAGCUGCUCAGCUGUACUGCGACCCGUUAUAGCGGCGCUGCGGAUGGUUGGAGUGUGUGUUCUUCCAAGUUUCGGAUGCCGCCUAUGGGCAAUAACUGUCAUGCUCUUCCGAUUACUAUAUCUCGGCUCUUGCAUAAGCAAUAUGGUUCUUAAUAACAGUUUUGCAUUCGAAUACAUAUCUGUAGUGCUGACAACAGUGAGUUCGCUCCUCGCGUCGAGUUUGCUAAACUUUAGUAGUGCAGAGUUGAGAAGAGCUGUUGAGAAGCUGGACUCUACUAUCAAACAGCUUCCAGCUGGCAAGGGAUCUCUUAAAAACUGUUUUAGGAGAGUGGUUGGGCUGACGCUCAUUGGAUGGCUUUAUUUGAUUCUCCGUCUUAUUGCAGCUAUAAGUAUAGUAGAUAAUCAACCCGCACAACAACAGUUCCAGAGUAUUUUUUACAGGAAACCCCCGGAUCAUUUUACCGAUUUAGCUAUGUAUAUUUGUGUGGGGUUGGUUUCGGGUUUAGAAGUGUUUUUCAUUCAGGGAGCUUUGAUAUUCACGCCGGUGUUGUUCAUGUCGGUCUGCAUGAUCCUCGCGGAAGCGUACGCUGAGCACAAUCGAGUCAUCGUGAACCUUGUAGGACCUACUGAAGACUUAGGAAGUGAAUUCAACAAAGUCCGCUCUUUCCACGAGAAACUUUGCUCACUGGUGACAUACAUGGAUUCUAUUUUUGGAAAAGUGAUCUUCUUUUGGUUUCUGUUCCUUGUUGUCACUGUCUGCAUGGACAUCACACAGCUAUUCACCGAUGACACUUUGCUGAAGAACAAAACUCAGGACGAUGUCUUCUUCUUUAGUCUCAAAGUGAUAUAUUCCGUUUUGUCUUUUCUUGGCACCUGUGCCACAGCUGCCAAUGUCUCGCAGCAAGCUCACGAUUCGUUGCCGACCGUUCAUGCACUGACACUUCGAACAAGCAGGAUGGAUUUAGACACGAAACUGCAAGUUCAGUUUUUUCUCAAUCGCUUAACCUCGCCGACAGUGGGUCUAAGUGGCUGGAAUUUCUUCACCAUAAACAAAGGGUUUAUUCUAAAUGUCAGUGCUGCUCUGGUAACGUACACGGUUGUGGUUAUACAAAUGAACCCGAAAGCAAUGAGAGUCAUUCACCAUCUGGUCGCUCAAACUGUAAAUAAUGGAACAAGCACUAAUGGGAACAGUGAUAGCACUGAAUCAAGCGGAAACAGUACAAACUCAAGUUCUUACUGAAAAUCAUAUUAAAAUAUGCUGCAAGAUAUGAAUUAUAAAACUUUCCCAAAUGCAAUCUAUUUUAUGAUUGGUGAAGUGGUGAACCUAC